AUGGAAACAUGGGAUUCGAAAGCAACUGCUGAGCAAUCACAACAUGGACUGGCUCCAGACCAAAAUCCUAAUACCCAGCGAGCAUGUCACGCCUGCCAUGUUUCCAAAGUGAAAUGCAACCAGCCGAUCCCUGGUAUGCCGUGCUUGAGAUGCCAAAAGGCAUGCAAACCAUGUUUUCCCGCGGAGAAACCGCAGAAGAACCAUCAACAAUUGAACAGUCGCAUUCUCAAGAUACAGUCUAGGAUCGAUAAGAUGAUCUUAUCUGCUGUAAAACAAGAGGCCACUGAUAACCGAACUCGCCCUCGCACGGACUCCUUUCCACAGUGGCCUACUGAUUUGGCUCCUAUGUCGUACGCUCCUGGACAACCUGGCUGGGGUCCAUCUGUGGGGACUGCCCUACCAAUACCCUCCAGUGUGAGCUCCGGAGCUGUGGAUCUUAAAACCAGCAUACAGUCGGUCCUGGCCAAAAGUAUCACCCCGUAUCUUGAUCAUGCCAUGACCGAGAUCAUCUUCAACCGUUAUAUCACCAACAUGGCUCCCACCUUUCCAGCCGUCGUCUUCCCACCAGGCACAACGGCGGCCGAUGUACGAAAGGAUAACCCCAUUCUUCUCUUAGCAAUUCUCGACGUAGCAUCGUCUGGGUUCUGUGAGUUGGAGAUUCAAAGAAGACUCCGGAAGCUGAUCGUGCAGACAUACGUGCAUUGUAUGCUGCGCAGCGACCAAUACACCCUCGGCUUACUGCAAGCGUUGAUCGUUUCCGCCACUUGGUAUCGGUCAAUUGAGCCUUUAGAGCCGGGAGAGCAGAUGGAUAUUUAUCAGAUUGGACAUACCGCUGCCAACAUGGCUUUAAUCAUGGGACUAGGUGAGAGAUUGAGUAACACGAACAGGGAAUCCUCAGCGUUGCCCCGGCAGGGGCAGGCCGACCGACACCAGAAUGCCCAGGCAGAGCUUCUUGGGGCUCGGAGAGUCUGGUUGGGAUGUCAUUACAUUUGCUCGAAUACUUCUAUGUCUCUACGGGCGCCAAACGUCAUGAGGUGGACCCACUGUAUGGGUGAAUGUGUAGAAGUUCUGGAAACCUCUCCGGAUGCUUUCCCAUCUGACAGGAUUCUGUGUCAGCACAUACGCCUACAGCGUAUAACCGAAGAAGCUACAAUGCAACUGUCACGUAAAAGCGCUUCUGAUUCUCUGUCGUCACGGGCCAAGCAUAUCCAAGCAUCACAUCGUUUGGCUAAGCGACAACUCUGGGACUGGAAAAACAACAUACGUGGAGGCGAUUUCGAUGGUGCACUACAACUCUCCUAUCAUUUCUCGUCCUUGUAUCUAAACGAAGUUUCCUUUUGUGCUGCGUCUGAAAACGCCACCUCCGACGCCGAAACAUCAUCAGAAGAUCAGACACCACCCACCAUCACCAUCCCAGCAGACACAUUCAGCGAAUGCGUCGAGACAAUCGAUCACAUAUUCCGAGUUUUUACCUCCUUAGAUAUGUCUGCGAUUCGAGUUCUACCAGCAAUGCAUCUGAUCCGGAUGAUUUACACCGCGCUCAUCCUAGUCAAGCUUCACUUUGCGGCCAUCACGUCGCCUAACGAAGAUGCUCAACUACAAAUAAACCGACUUCAAGUUUCCAAUCAUUUAGAUUGCAUCAUACAAUUGUUCGCAGGGUGGGGACCACUAUGGCCUGCUACCAAGUUGACGACAGUCUUCCGUAGGAUUCGGUCCUGGUUUGAAGAUGACGAUAUGAUGAAGCGGGAUGGCUCAUGGUUGAAUGUGUGGAGACUUGGUCUGGUGUCUCAGCAUCCAGAGAAUACCCAAUCCAGUAUCGACCUGGUUGGGUCUACUGAUGGGUCAUUGCUAUCUUCUGACUCACAAGAUCCGUCCUGGAUGCUCCCUGUGGACCCUACUAUUAUGGAUACCAUUCCCUUGUCGUUCAAUUCCCCGCUGGAGUUCAGUAGUAAUGGGUUUACUCCUACAUCCAGUGAUCAACCCAUCGAUUACUCGCUACUGCCCAGACAGACAUGUACUUCUGUAUCCGACGUCUCGGUUGGUGAUGAUCUCGGCAUGAAUGCGAACAUGAUAGAUACAAAAGAUAUCGAUGCUACCCUCGACAUGGACCUAGAGUUGAGCCAACUCACGAAUAUGCACUUCGACUCGAACAAUCUACAGCUACCAUUAUCCCAUGACUCAGAUGGCGUCUUCUACGAUUCCAGGGCAGAAUAUACACAGAGAAACGACCAAUCACAUUAA
Molecule: messenger RNA, 2241 nt
Organism: Aspergillus pseudotamarii
Lineage: Eukaryota; Fungi; Ascomycota; Eurotiomycetes; Eurotiales; Aspergillaceae
Product: Zn(II)2Cys6 transcription factor domain-containing protein
Exons: 5
Coding region: 1-2241 (746 amino acids)
Biological process (GO): regulation of DNA-templated transcription
Cellular component (GO): nucleus
Molecular function (GO): transcription cis-regulatory region binding; DNA-binding transcription factor activity, RNA polymerase II-specific; zinc ion binding
Source: RefSeq, a predicted model, not a curated record